Cinclus cinclus is the source of this 1371-nucleotide messenger RNA. RefSeq names its product chordin like 1 (gene CHRDL1). Gene Ontology annotation, molecular function: protein binding. The transcript has 11 exons. Bases 1 to 1371 code for a protein of 456 amino acids. Lineage: Eukaryota; Metazoa; Chordata; Aves; Passeriformes; Cinclidae. The record is from RefSeq and is a predicted model, not a curated record.
AUGGAAAGAAAGUGGAUACUGGAGGAUUUUAAUUUAAUCUUUUUUGGUGUGCUCUGUCUCCUUUCCAUAGAUGGAGGUAAACUAGAACAAGUAAAAUAUUCAGAUACUUACUGUGUGUUUCAAGAUAAGAAAUACCAUGUAGGAGAAAGAUGGCAUCCUUAUCUAGAACCCUAUGGCCUUGUUUACUGCGUUAAUUGUCUUUGUUCAGAGAAUGGAAAUGUUUUGUGCAGCAGAAUAAGAUGCCCAAGUCUACACUGUGCUUCCCCUGUGCAUGUACCACAGCUGUGCUGCCCACGAUGCCCAGAAGACUCCCUUUUCUCAGCAAGCAGCAAAAUCACCGGGAAAUCCUGUGAAUACAAUGGCACCACCUACCACCAUGGCGAAAUGUUUGUGGCUGAGGGGCUUUUCCAAAACAGGCAAGCAAACCAGUGUGCCCAGUGCAGCUGCUCAGAAGGAAAUGUGUACUGUGGAUUGAAGACUUGUCCCAAAUUAACUUGCUCUUUCCCAGUUUCUGUUCCGGAGUCCUGCUGUCCAGUUUGCAGAGGAGAUGGAGAAUUAUCAUGGGAACAUUCUGAUGGAGAUAUAUUUCGGCAGCCAGCCAACAGGGAAGCUAGACACUCAUCCCAUCGCUCCCAUUACGACCUGUCACCCAGCUCUGCCAGGCAGGUAGUGAACAUUCCACGAUUUCCCAAUGCCAGGAGUAACCGUGGAGUCCUUCCGGAUCCCCAGCAGGCCUCAGGAACAAUAGUACAAAUCGUCAUCAACAACAAGCAUAAGCACGGACGAGUUUGUGUUUCAAAUGGCAAAACAUACUCACAUGGUGAAUCUUGGCAUCCCAAUCUCCGAGCCUUUGGAAUCGUAGAGUGCGUGUUGUGCACCUGCAACAUCACCAAACAAGAAUGUAAGAAAAUUCACUGUCCAGAACAAUAUCCCUGCAAAUACCCUCAGAAAGUAGAAGGAAAAUGCUGUAAAGUCUGUCCAGAAGAUGUGCCAAGUCAAACCUUUGACAACAAAGAUUACUCCUGUGGCAAAGAGACAUUUCCUGUCUAUGAAUCCAUUUUCACAGAGGAAGGAGAAACCAUCAGGAAAAUUGCAAUAGAGACUGAAAAGCCACCUCAAAUAGAAAUACAUGUGUGGACAAUUAGAAAAGGGAUUCUGCGUCACCUCUAUAUUGAAAAAUUGUCCAAGAGAGAAUUUGAAGGACUUCCUUACUUCAAGCUGAUAACAAGGACAACCCUUAGCCAGUGGAAAAUAUUUAGUGAGGGAGAAGCUCAGAUCAACCAAAUGUGUGAAAGCAGAGUGUGCAGGACUGAGCUCGAGGAUUUGGUAAAGGUUUUGUACCUUGAAAAGUCUGAAAAGGUUCACUGUUAA